AUGAGCUCAACACACUUCAUCGACGGCUAUAGCUGUACCCGUGAAGUCACUGCGGGAGGCCAUGUCGGAAGCCUACACUUCGAAGCUGACAAGACCCUUCGCAGGAACGAGGGCGGUCCCGUUGGCCCCGGCAAACAAACGAAUCAACGCGCCGAAUUAAAGGCUGUGCUCAUCGCACUUCAGAAAGCCUCCAACAAAGUCGACGUGCUUGUUCGUACCGAUUCCCAAUACGCUGCCCAAGCCGUCACAGAAUGGUACUACGAUUGGCGGAUACAGAACUGGAAGAAGCCAGAGGGCAAGCAUCGUCAGAAUGAGCACCUCAUCGAACAGAUCGUGACGCUCAUGAAGAGGAGGGCUAGAUUGAUGGUGACUACAGAGUUCACCUGGGUCAAGGGGCACAGCGGUGACCCAGGCAACGAGGCGGCUGAUGCCUUGGCCUCGGCAGGAUCGAGGUGA
Messenger RNA from Alternaria metachromatica, 456 nucleotides. RefSeq lists its product as uncharacterized. The transcript is spliced from 2 exons. The coding region runs from base 1 to 456 and encodes 151 amino acids. NCBI's taxonomy places the organism in Eukaryota, Fungi, Ascomycota, Dothideomycetes, Pleosporales, Pleosporaceae. The record is from RefSeq and is a predicted model, not a curated record. Gene Ontology annotation, biological process: DNA replication, removal of RNA primer. Gene Ontology annotation, molecular function: nucleic acid binding; RNA-DNA hybrid ribonuclease activity.